AUGUCGACCGUAACGGUAACGGCCACCAAGUCUGGCCGGAGCAAGAAGGAUGCGAAUCUUCCUCCCGAGAGCGAGCGGUUCCUCAGGUGCUGCGCCGACAUUGCGAACGCUUUAAUCGAGGACCAUGAAGACUCCAAGAAUUCGAGCCGCCCGGCCAAGGAUAUCAAUCUCAAUGGCCUGCGCACGAAGCUCGCCAGGAAGCACAAGCUCCACAACAUCCCCCCUCACAGCCAUCAUUGCCGCCAUCCCAGAACACUACAAGAAAUAUAUCCUCCCAAAGCUGAUCGCGAAGCCAAUCCGUAUGUUCUUGCCACCCUGGGGGACGGAUGCCCUCACAUCGCCUACACGGGAAAUAUCUGCGUCUACUGCCCCGGCGGACCCGACUCCGACUUCGAGUACAGCACACAAUCCUACACGGGCUACGAGCCGACAUCGAUGCGAGCCAUUCGCGCGCGCUACGACCCGUUCGAACAGGCCCGAGGUCGCGUGGACCAGCUGAAAUCGCUGGGCCACUCUGUCGAUAAGGUCGAGUACAUCAUUAUGGGCGGUACGUUUAUGUCGCUCGCGGAGUCGUACAGGGAGGACUUCAUCGCCCAGCUGCACAACGCCCUCAGUGGCUACCAAACCUCGAGCGUAGACGAGGCGCCACACUUGACCAGCAUGCUGCGGUACGGCUGCACGCGACUCGAGGUUGGCGUGCAAUCGCUGUACGAGGACGUGGCGCGGGACACGAAUCGCGGCCACACGGUCGCGGCCGUAGCGGAAACGUUUUGUUUGGCCAAGGAUGCCGGGUUCAAGGUCGUCAGCCACAUGAUGCCGGACUUGCCCAACGUCGGCAUGGAGCGCGACCUAGACCAGUUCCGCGAGUACUUUGAGAACCCAGCCUUCCGCACCGACGGCCUCAAAAUCUACCCCACCCUCGUUAUCCGUGGGACGGGCUUCCCUCGUGCCGCCCUGGACGCGCAUCUACCGCGUGCAGCGCGACAUCCCAUGCCCCUCGUGACCUCGGGCGUAGAGAAUGGCAACCUGCGCGAGCUAGCGCUAGCGCGCAUGAAGGACUUUGGGACGACCUGUCGCGACGUACGCACGCGCGAGGUGGGUAUCAACGAGGUCAAGCACAAGAUACGUCCCAAUCAAAUCGAGCUCGUGCGCCGCGAUUACGCGGCCAACGGCGGAUGGGAGACGUUCCUCGCAUACGAAGACCCGAAGCAGGACAUCCUCGUGGCGCUGCUACGGCUGCGGCGGUGUACGGAGCGGUACACGUUCCGCGAGGAGCUCGUGGGGCAGCCGACCAGCCUGGUGCGGGAGCUCCACGUUUACGGCACGGCAGUACCGGUGCACGCGCGCGAUCCGCGCAAGUUCCAACACCAGGGCUUCGGGACGCUACUAAUGGAGGAGGCGGAGAGGAUCGCGAGGGAGGAGCACGGGAGCGUCAAGAUUAGCGUCAUCUCGGGCGUGGGCGUGCGGAGCUACUACGCGAGGCUAGGAUACUGGCUUGACGGGCCGUACAUGAGCAAGUGGCUAGACGGGAGGAAGAGGUGA
Molecule: messenger RNA, 1542 nt
Organism: Parascedosporium putredinis
Lineage: Eukaryota; Fungi; Ascomycota; Sordariomycetes; Microascales; Microascaceae
Source: the annotation of a GenBank genome assembly